This is a messenger RNA of Limulus polyphemus (Atlantic horseshoe crab), 1106 nucleotides long. Its product is annotated as ubiquitin-conjugating enzyme E2 R2-like. The transcript has 2 exons. NCBI's taxonomy places the organism in Eukaryota, Metazoa, Arthropoda, Merostomata, Xiphosura, Limulidae. The coding region runs from base 16 to 390 and encodes 124 amino acids. The record is from RefSeq and is a predicted model, not a curated record.
CUACAUUAUAAAGUUAUGUAUUGUUUUGUACUUUCCAGGACAAUUUUGUUGAGUGUGAUAUCUCUCCUUAAUGAACCCAACACAUUUUCUCCUGCUAAUGUUGAUGCUUCAGUAAUGUAUAGACGUUGGAGGGAGUCUAGGGGAAAAGAUAAAGAAUAUGAAAACAUUGUCAGGAAACAGGUGACAGCAAGCAGAUCAGAAGCUGAAAAAGACAACGUCGUUGUGCCAACAACUAUAGAAGAAUACUGUAUUAGACAGAAACCAAGGCCCCAAGAGUCCGAAGCAGACAUGACAGAUUUCUAUGUUGACGAUUAUGGAGAUGAUCUGGAUGAAGAAGAAGAGGAGGAGUUUAACGAUGAUGAUGAAGAUUCAGGAAAUGAAGAAUCAUGAUGAUGCUCAUUGUAUUUUUUAGGCUCAUGUCAUUGUUUCUUCACCACAUCAAAAUCAACACAAAAGUUGUGUAUUUGAAGAUGGACACUUCUUUUCUUCAUUACACAUCAGAAUUGACACUAAAUUCGUCAAGUAAUCAGUAAACACUUUAUCUUCUGUGCUAAAAAUUGGUUUCAAAAUUGCAUUAAUUCAUUUGAUAAAUUAUCACAAACACCUAUAGAAUUUUCCUAGUUUCCACAUAUUGAACUAAGUUAAAUUUUUAUAUGUGAUCUUUUAAGAGUACCUAAAUUUUGACAGAACGUACUGUAUAUUUAAUAAUGUGAGAAACAAAAUACACUAUUAUGACAUAAGGUAUGUGUAAUCUUAGUGACAUUAUAGUGUAAACUAUUAUCUGUAUUUUACUCUCCUAAGCUUAAAUAUUUUUUUUUUUAGUUAAGGUUUGUUGCUUAAUGUAGAAAAGCGUACAAGUCCUAACUUAUAUAUUCUGCUAAUUUUAAAAAAUUAAAUAAUUAGUCGAGGUAAAGAAGGUUAUACUGGAUGUGAAGCCUUUUGCAUUUAUUUUAUUUUUCAUGUUAGCAGACAUCCAUGUUGUGUGAAAAGCGUUCUAUCUCUUUAUUCUUCUUCCUAUUUGGAAAUACUGUGCGUGUAGGUUAAAAUUUAAUGUUUUUGUUUGAAUUUCUUUGUGUGUGAAAUAAAAGAUGUAAAGUUGUUAUAAA